Messenger RNA from Dibothriocephalus latus, 1620 nucleotides. NCBI's taxonomy places the organism in Eukaryota, Metazoa, Platyhelminthes, Cestoda, Diphyllobothriidea, Diphyllobothriidae. The record is from the annotation of a GenBank genome assembly.
AUGACGUUUGAUGAUACUGAGGCUCUUCGAUGUUGUCAGUAUCUCGAGGAACUUUGUCUGCAGGGAAAACUUCUUACGCCACGUGAAAUUUCACUUAAAGAAUGCCUUCAGUCUAUCCCACGGGCGCCCACCAUGACAUCCUUCGAACACAGUGUUCGCGCACUCCGAAUUGAAGAUGCAUUUGAUGCAUUUGACAGUCUAACUGAGCUGGGAUUCCACAUGUGCGAUUUGCCGUUGCCGCCGAGAUAUUCAAAAAUGGUCCUUAUCAGCAUCGCUCUGAAGUGUGUUGAUCCAGUGCUUACUAUUGCCUGCAUUUUGGCCUACGAGGAUCCAUAGGCCUUUGAUUGUUUUUUUUUUCGACUGAAGCAUGGGAUAGUUAACAUGCAGACUGACAUUACAGUUCUGUUUUCCCCCUACUUUUUUAAAGUUCGUACUGUAUUUUGGCAAAAGGCCAGAUUCGAAGGCUGGGAGCAUAACUUUUGCAAGAAGAACUUUAUUUCAACUGCUGUGUUUGAAAUCGUAAUUAGUAACAGGACACAGCUACUCGGGCAACUUCGAGCUUCUGGUUUUGUGAAAGCCCGAGGCAGCGGUGAUAUUCGAGAUUUAAAUACAAAUUCGGAGAACUGGGCAGUAGUUAAGGCUGCCCUUGUCGCCGGGAUGUACGGAAAUCUGGCAAAAUUAAACCGUCAGACUGGCGAGUUUCUUCUUUUUGAUUCUUCUCUUGAUGUUUCUCUUGACCAGCAGGAAAAGACUACCUACAAGGCAAGGCCAAGCCCGCUUUCUGUCCUCGCUAACAACGGGGAAGGCAUUCCCUCAGACUUGAAGGUGCUACCAUCCGACUGGAUUGUUUUCGACAAAAUUAUUGGCCAGCGUCCGCCGUGUGAGGAUAUAUCCCGAACCAAUCUCGGGGUGGGCCAUGGUAAAUGCACAUCUGGCAAAGGAAGACAAAACGGCCACCAACUUCCUGGAAGACCAACAGUAACUCCCAAAGUUGUCCCACACUAUGAGCAGAAACUGCUGACCUGUGUCACAGUGAUUUCUCCCAUCACAGCUGCCAUCCUCUCAGGACCAGUCAGAACAAAGAUCACCUGCGUACCCAGUGGAGGCAAUGAAUUAUCAAGCUCAGGUAAUCGACUGAAUGGCGACCCAAAGGCCAGUUUCAGAAGUCCAGUUUUAGGAAGUGGACUCCAGAGUAUACUCCACCUUAUCAACUUCGACUGCCUACCAGACAGUGAUGACGAAGACAUCUCUAUUUCCGAAAGACUAGAAAGGGAGGAAAAGGUAUCCAUCAUAUCAAAGCAAAUAAGGCCUUAUCUGUUUCCUCAAGACAACGCUGUGGAAAAUAUCGAGAAAGCAGAUCAGUCAUCCUCCAGAUUGUCUUCUCGUUACCAGGCUCUUCAUCACGAAGGCGAUGGAACGAAACGAGUUACAGUGCAUUUGGAUGGUCCGAACGGGAUACUGACUUUUGACUGUGAACUCGAGGUCGCCAAAUUAAUUGUUGAUCUUCGUCAAAAGUGGAACUGCCUUUUGCUAAGGCGGUUGCGAAAUCCGAGUAAGCAGAGUCUACAGCAGGACGAGGUGAGUUUGCGUCGCAAAUUCUGGGGCUGUGGGGAAGUCUGA